Iphiclides podalirius (scarce swallowtail) is the source of this 1362-nucleotide messenger RNA. The record is from the annotation of a GenBank genome assembly. Lineage: Eukaryota; Metazoa; Arthropoda; Insecta; Lepidoptera; Papilionidae.
AUGAAGAUCCCCUACGUGAUUCUGACACUGACUUGUGUCAUAUCUUUUUCACGCACACAUGCCAAAAUAGGUUACUUUUGGCAUAUAACGGAUUUCCAUUACGAUCCCCUCUACACAUCACAAGGUGAUACCCGACGAUUUUGUAGAAGGGCGGAUGAGCGCGGAAGUUCCGGGCAUCAUCGGGCUUUAGGUCGAUUCGGGGACUAUUCGUGCGAUAGCUCACUCGAGCUUAUUGAGUCAGCAGCAAAGUACAUGAGGACGCGGCAUUCUGAAAACGUCGAGUUCGUCUUAUGGACAGGGGACAUCAUAGCAGCUCAAUAUGCUGGUAAUAAGGAAGACAGGUACCGGGCAAUCAGAAACAUGACAGAGCUACUGAGCAGAACGUUCAGCUCGCACUUCGUCUUUCCAGUCUUGGGCCAUUUGGACCCAUCGCCCUCGGAAAGCCUAACAAAUUUGUGGAUGCACUGGUUACCCUUAGAGGCCCUCCAAACGUUUAAAAUUGGUGGUUAUUAUACGAUAGAACAGUCCCAUAGCAAACUCAGAAUCGUGGCUUUGAAUACAAAUUUAUUUGGAAUUCGUGAAGUAAAUAGCGUUCCAGCGAAGGCUCAGUGGGAAUGGUUAGACGCGGUGUUAGACAAGGCGCAGGCAAAUAAAGAAAUGGUGUAUAUAGUUGGCCACGCAGCACCUGGGACGGACUUGCGACCAGCUUAUAACUCUUUAUCGGUGGACGCCAAUGCAAAGUACCUGAGGAUGAUACGGCGUCACGCAAAAAUUAUAGCUGGGCAAUUUUUUGGACACCUGCACGCUGACACAUUCCGCGUUAUCUACAAUAAAGAUCAACCAGUAUCUUGGGCAUUGUUGGCACCGUCGGUAAGCCCCCACCAUGAACCCACUGGUGCAUCAAAUCCAGGUCUAAGAUUGUACAAAUUUGAUUCUGAUACUGGCAAGGUCCUGGAUUAUACACAGUAUUACUUGGACCUCGCCGCGGCAAAUCGCGUGGGCGCGGGCGGACCCGAGUGGAUCGCCGAGUACAAUUUGACCCAGUACUACGGGCUUCGUGACGUAUCUGCCGAGUCAUUGCACAACUUGGCAGACAAACUUCGAAUAGGCGCGCCUCACGAAACCGCCAUGUUUUACAAGUACUUACGGGCGUAUAACGUGAAACACGAAAGCGCAGAAAACUGUGACGGCGCCUGUGCCCAUCAGCACUUCUGUGCCAUAACGUGUUUGGAGCACGUUGCGUACAGGCAGUGUGUGGAAGCCGCUGCCAGCGCCCUGGCCGCCUCCGCCAGCUCAGCGGAUGGAAUCUCCCCCGCGUUCGACUCGCUCUCGAUCCUGAUUACAGCCGUAAUUUUCCUAACG